AUGGCCGCCCGCAAGUCGCUGCUCAUCCCGGUCCACAAGAGCGAUGAGAUCGUCGAGAUGUUCUCGGACGAGCUGCCGGAAGACGCCAACGACAUCAUGGAGAUCCUCCGCGCCGAGAUCGCGCCGCUGGAGGUCUGGCUCAACUUUGCCGUCGAGUACUACCUGCAGGGCAAGGUCGCCCAGUUCGAGCAGAUCUUUGACCAGGCCACCAUGUCGGACGCCGACGAGAUCUACCACGACGAGGCUGCGCGCAUGAGCCGACUCAAGAUCCUCAACGCAUGGGCGUGCCACCACAUCAACACGAUGUGGAAGGAGGACGAUGACCGGAAGCGCGAGGUGCCAUCGCAGAAGGCGGCCGCGCUCUUCCAGAAGGCCGACCGCAUCGAUCCGCAGUGCAUCACGACGCUGACAGGCAAAGCGCUCAUGUUUAUGGCCAAAGGCGAGGACGAGCGCGCCGAGCGUUUCCUCCGGACCGUUCUCCAGGUGCAACCCGAGAACCUCUCGGCGAUCCUCGCGACCGCGCUCCUCCAAGUGCGCAAGCGCAAGUUUACCGAAGCGAAGAAGCUCUACUACGACGCGAUCGCGCUGCACCCGCAGUCACCCCAAGCUGCGCGCAUGCGCAUGGCGUUUGCGUACUGUUGUUACCAGAUGGGCUGCGUCGACAAGGCGCGCGCGGUCAUGAAGUACGCGGCCAAGCUCGACGAUAGCUACGUCGAUGCGAUGAUGGCCAACGCGAUCUGGCAGCUCGCGACGCUCAGCCCAAGCGAGCGCGCGCGCAACAUGCAGAACGAAGGCUCGCGCUUCAUGACGAUGGUGCACCACGCGCACGCGCUCGACAAGACGCACCCGUCCGUCUUGAACCACUUGGCCAACCACUACUUCUUGCAGUGGUCGCCGCUGCCAGGCACGGCGGCGGUCGAGCGCGGGUCGUCGACCGUGGUCACGUCGCACGAUCUCUCGACUGACUUGGCGCCCGGGCAUCUCAUUAGCCUCGGGAGCAAGUUCUUUUGCUACGUCGUCGCCAUCGACGCGGCGAAAAACACGCUCGAGAUCGACGUGCCGUACAGCGGCCGCACGCGCAGCGGCAUCAGCGUCAGCCGCAAGAUGUACGACCAGAUGUUUGCGCUCGCGGCCAACGCGUACCACAACACGCUGACGAAAGAGCUUCGCGCCGAGAGCUGCUACCUCAUGGGCCGCGGCCGCCACGCCGAAGGCAAGUACGCGGACGCGUAUGGGUACUACUUCAAGGCGAGUCAGCUCAUGCCGACGCUGGCGUCACCGUGGCUGGGCCUCGCCCAAAUGUACUACCAGCAAAACCAGCUCGACAAGGCGACCGCGUACCUCGAGAAGACGCUCAAGGCGUACCCGGACAACACGGACGUCCUCCUCUUCCUCGCGCACGUCUACAGCAAGACAACGCAAGACGGACGCGAUUGCGCACUACCGCCGCGUGGCCGGACGAUUGACCCGGGCAAC
This is a messenger RNA of Saprolegnia parasitica CBS 223.65, 1476 nucleotides long. RefSeq lists its product as hypothetical. Gene Ontology annotation, biological process: regulation of DNA-templated transcription. The annotation marks the transcript as partial. Gene Ontology annotation, cellular component: Cdc73/Paf1 complex. NCBI's taxonomy places the organism in Eukaryota, Oomycota, Saprolegniomycetes, Saprolegniales, Saprolegniaceae. The transcript is spliced from 2 exons. Gene Ontology annotation, molecular function: RNA polymerase II complex binding. The record is from RefSeq and is a predicted model, not a curated record.